AUGGGUCCAGUUAAGGUGGUUCCCCGAUUAAAACCUUUGCCUUACUCGGCACAAGACUUACAGUCAGAACUACGUAAACCGACUUUGAACAAACAUACAACGCUGGCUGCCAUCGAGUUUUACUCCAAUGAAGACAAUCCAAACAACAAGCGAGCAUUCAAAUACAAGCCGUGUCGGCCCAAUCCUGCUUUUCAGUCGCUGAUGUAUUCCACAACAGAUCUCCCGCCUUUCAAGUGUCGUUUGUCGUACUUUGACAAGUCUCCCGGAAUUCUGGUUAAUGGGGGAGUCACCGUGGCUACCACUCCCCAAGGAUGGAGAAGUGUGCGCACUAACGUGGUGAUCAGAGAAGGCAGCUGGUAUAUCGAAUUUAGGAUAAUCAAAUCCAACGACGGAGAGAGCAAUGUGAGGUUUGGAAUUGCUAGAAGAGAAGCCAGCCUUGAGGCCCCUGUUGGUUUCGACGGAUAUGGCUACGGAAUGAGAGACAAAUAUGGACAAACGGUACAUUUGAGCAAACAAGCCAGUUUCCUCGAGUCGGAAGAGUUUAAAUCUGGAGACGUGGUGGGUCUACUUGUCAAGUUGCCGCCAAUUGAAUUGCAGCGACAACUGGCACGUCAACAGGUGCUGGAAAAAUCGGUAGCCGAGCCUCAAAACCCUGCUCCCUUGAACGAAAAGGUGGGAUUUGACAUUGUGCGCGAUCAGAUUCCUAUCAAAUACAAGGGUCAGCUCUAUUUCGAGCAGUACGAUUACUCAACAUCAAAGGAAAUGGAACACUUGCUGAAUCCGGUGACCGUGUUUGGAGAAAAAGCUGUGCGCGACACGGUGGAAUUUGAACCGUGUAAGCUUCCCGGCUCUUCGAUCACCAUAUACAAGAACGGUGAGAAGAAAGGGGUUGCAUUCGAGAAUCUCUAUGCUUUCCUUCCGCCUUCUUCCGAACAAAAACAGGGCAAGGAAACCAAGUCCAAGUUUUUCGUGUCGAACGAUGACGGAUCUCUGGGGUAUUAUCCAAUGGUCAGCUGCUACAAUCGCGGGAUCAUUGAGCUGAGUGAUGAUUCCGAGGUGGUUGUUCCUGAGGACCUUAAGGCCGCCGUUUCAGCUGGCGAAGUUAAACUCUACGGACAGAGAUACGAUGAGCGAGUUUUAGAGGAAUAUGUCUAUGAUUUGGUGGAUGAAGCAACAAAUCAGUAUCUCGACGAGCUGGAAAAGCUUGCCGCUGUUGGCAAUCAAUAG
Molecule: messenger RNA, 1227 nt
Organism: Ogataea philodendri
Lineage: Eukaryota; Fungi; Ascomycota; Pichiomycetes; Pichiales; Pichiaceae
Exons: 1
Coding region: 1-1227 (408 amino acids)
Cellular component (GO): Set1C/COMPASS complex
Molecular function (GO): protein binding; transcription cis-regulatory region binding
Source: RefSeq, a predicted model, not a curated record